This is a messenger RNA of Symbiodinium natans, 3930 nucleotides long. Lineage: Eukaryota; Dinophyceae; Suessiales; Symbiodiniaceae. The record is from the annotation of a GenBank genome assembly.
AUGGACCGUGAUCGCUCGACAGAUGGAGGGAUUUUAAGGGACAGCCUGGACCUGUGGCAACCGAUACCAAUCCUGCAGCCUGACCUGGAAGGACGCCUUGCAACGUCAGUUGAACGCCUCUUUGAUGGUUUGCUUGGAAUUGCAUUGAAGUGUUUCCAGGGAAGUGAUUCCUCCGCACGUGUUCGGUUUCUUGCCGUGGUAAAGAAAAUCAUCAAGGCGCGCCAGCGAGUGGCCUGUUUACGCUGUGUGAUGUGCGUGGUGCUGGCACCAAGGGCACGAGACAACGAAGCGGAGCUAGAGGAGCUUGCUCAGAGCAAGAGCCAUCGCCGCGAGCAAGUAAAGCGCUUCUUCGAAAACUAUCGUCCUCCACAGACCUCUCGUGAGGUUCCGGUGGGACAAGUGACGGAAGACAUCACGAAGAGCUCCGCAGCCCUGUUGGAGACGCAGUGCAAGUUCUGGCAGGUUGCCGACAUUGCAGCUGGCAAGGCGAAGGCGACGCUCGAUCCUCUCUUGGCCCAGGACCUUACCAAAGGUCAGGUUCAAACGAACAGCAAGCAGUCCUGGAUAGUCCGAGGUGCACGCGAACGCAAGCCGCAACGCUGGACGCUGGCGGAGCGAUUCCGACAGGAAGUGGCAGAGAGCGCUUGCAACCAAUGGGACGUGAGACGAACCAGCAGCCUCACAAAGCCCAUGUUGCCGCCAGCAUUGAAGAGCUCGAAAGGUCAAUCAGUACAGAAACACGUGCAGCUGGGACUUGGGAAGUCUUUGUCCGCGCCCUCUCUGCACAGCAGACACGGAGGCAUCGGAGGUUGCCAGCCCGGAAGCCUCGAAAGUAGCAGCAGCCUCAGUGGCAGCCACAGCAACCACAGCGCUGCUAUGAACCCGGUCAUGGCAAUGACCUUCAAUGAGAGCUGGAAGGCCGAAGCAAAGGACAAGAACAAGAAGAAAGACGGCGCUCCGAUGACGCGGUACAUGACCGCCUGCGAGCGAGGAGGCAUCUUACCAUCACCGCUAGAUUUCACCACGGGUCUGUCCACUCGUCUGAAUGCUGUGAACUGGGCACUGGCGGACUGCGAUCUCAUACCUGUUGCAGCAAUGUUUAGGACAGUUCCCCAAGUCUUGGAGGUGGACUUGAGUGGAAACACUCUUCUGACAGACAAGUCUGUUGUUCCUCUAUUGCAGAAGAUGAUGAGAAAUCCGGCCUGCUCGACUUUGUCGUGUUUGCGCUUGCGGCAGUGCAUACGACUGGGUCAUCCGUCAGUCGAAUUGCUAGUGAGUCUUAUUGCAAGCCCACAGGGUCUCAGCAUGCUCAAGGUUCUGGACAUAAGUGGAAUUCAUCUGCCGGUAAAGGUGCAGCUUGAGCUGUGUAGGGCCCUUGGCGAGCAUUCGAACUUGGAGAACCUGACGUUGGCGGACACCGGUCUUGGAAGCAAUCCAGCCGUGAGAAGGUGCCUGGACGCUCUCUUCAACUGCAACACGCUCACGGCCCUCGACUUGAGCUGGAACAGCUUUGGAGAUGAGGUCUUUGCUUCAAUUGGUACAAACGUGGCACAUGCGCACGUGCAACUACGUUCCCUUUCGAUGUCCAGCUGUUCAUCAAGCGACACGAGUGCAAGUGUGAUGUUGGAGUUCUUCAGCAAGGCCCGGAGCCUUAUAUAUUUGGACCUCUCCAUGAAUCGCCUGGACUUAAGCGCAGCGCUGAUCCUGGCAGAUGCUUUGUCAGCCCAUCCCUGCCUAACGGAGUUGGACGUCUCGCGGAAUCCCUUGGGGGCCCCAGGCGCUCAUUUUCUCACUCGGCUUUUUGCUGUCUCGAAACUGGAGAGGCUUCACUGCAUGGAGGCUUUUGACAUGGGCGAUGCAUUUCGGCAACAUUUCUUCCAGUUCUGUAAUCCUGAAGGGGAGUACGACCUGAACAUGGCAAAGCCCUACAGUCGUGCUGUGCUGCGCAUUCUCUUGAAGCUCUGCCAGAAACUUGAUUUGGGCAUCAAGCAGGCCUUCACGGACCUUGCCUGCGAGGGCUGCGUACUAACGGAGCCUGUUCUGGAUGAACACGGAACUUUUCAGGUGCCCAGUGCAGGUCGAAUGGCUUUCGUCUUCAGCACCACCAAGGCAAAUGGCCCAGACAUCUACGAGGAGUCCAGGGAUGGCAUUGCCGAAAUGCUUCAGCGGCGAGGUGAUUUGUGCAAAAUCCGGUUGCGUCUUGACAAGGCAGUGUUGCUCAUCCCUGUGUUCGAUACUUUGCAGGACAAACUACCCUUGAUCGACGCACUGGCUAAGAACUUCGUGGUUGACUAUGCCCAUGUGGAGAUGUUCUGCAAACUUGGUAAGACCAUGAUGAUUCCUACAAUCAUACAGAGGUUGCUGCACGCUUGUUCGAGCGGAAGUGUCGGGCGCCACAUGUGCCUGCGGCUCGCAAGCACCCAGGCGCAGUACAGGCAGAUCCUUCAACGGACGAUGCUCUCGCUGUCGUUCACGCCAAGCAAUCCGUCAAUGCACUACACCUUGUACCUGGAUGAGACCUGUGAUUUCCACAUUGCUGAAUGCUUGCGGACACUCGAUAGGUGGGAGGCCAACGUUGCCAUUCGCCGCGGUUUUUUCGACAUCUCCCAGCGCGGAAACCAAUCUCAGGUGCGCAAUGAACGGUACGAGGGCCGACGGCCUUUCUUCCGGUCUAUUUUGGAUUGGGAACUUCCUCUGAUUGGGAAGUUGGAGUUCGACUUUGUCGGCGGCCCGCGAACGGCUCCAGGUACCAUGCAGAUGACCGACAAAGUUUUCGAAGAGUUCUUUCAGCAUGUGCUUCGGUCUGAGUGUCGAGCGUGGCAGCAGUUUGAAGCGCUCCGAGCUGUCUCUCCAUACAUAUACCUCGCAUCAUCACAGCUCCGCCAGCUGCUGGGUGCGAUAUAUGAUCCAGAGGUGCGAAUGCAUAUCUUCCACGUGUUCUACUACAGGCUGACGGAUGUUUGGAACGUGAAAGUUUGCAGAGCUCGCUUCUCCAGUGAUGAGUAUGCACAGCUUCUGAAAAAACUCGGGCCCGUAAAGUUCUUCCCAUACAUCCAGCCGGAACAGGCCCAGCUUGAUUUGGACUUCUCGGUUCAUGAUGAGAAGCUUGCUGUCAACUUGCUGGUAAUGCUGCAGCAGAAGGAGGGUGCGCUGCUGCUUGAGCCCAGGUAUAUCAGGGAGGAUGGAACAGAAGACAAGUUGGUUACAGGUGUUCCCCGAGCCUGGGCACGAUUUUCAGACCUGCCCAGAGCUGGGACGUUCUCGGCAAAGUACUUCGUGGCUCCUGAGAAGCGCAACAUGAAGACCCGAAGCGACUUCCUUGCUGCUUACGGGCGAUGGCACGCGCCUCCAUUGAAGCAAGAGGAUGUGUCGUGGUGGUCGUCAUUAUCAGAUGUCAGCCUUGACAUCAUCCGAUUUUUGGAGGUCAUGCGAGAGCGAUACCGCGACAAUCUACACGAGGCAUUUCGAGACAUCGACGGUGAUGGUGGGAAUGGUUUGAUCACGCUCAAGGAGUUCGAAGAGCAUUGUGACAGGUUGGAAGAUUCGCGAUUCCGAGGCAACAAUCGCCGCGAACGUUUCCGUGCAAUCUUUCGAUACCUUGAUGCCACACUGGAGGGCUCCAUAUCUAUUGAGGAGUGGCUGCAGUUGGACACAGUGAAACGUGAGUUGGACAGACAGACCGGCGAGCUGCAUGAUUUCUUCAUAUGGCGCUAUGGCGGGAUUGCUGAGGCGUGGGCUGUCUUGGAGCAAAGUGGUGAUGGAGAGAUGUCAGAGGAAGAGUGGAGCAACGGCCUCAAGGAGUUGGGAUACUUUGGGGCAUCCAUGGAGCUCUACUCCGUUCUGGACACCACGAACGAUGGAACAAUCAGUUUCGAGGAGUUUGGCUGCAUUGCCAGGCGCGCUCAAGGCGUGCCGGGCUCGGCCCUCUAG